This is a messenger RNA of Puma concolor (puma), 408 nucleotides long. The record is from RefSeq and is a predicted model, not a curated record. Lineage: Eukaryota; Metazoa; Chordata; Mammalia; Carnivora; Felidae.
AUGCUUGCCCUAGGCGACGGCCAAGUGGACUUUGAGGAGUUUGUGACUCUCCUGGGACCCAAGCUUUCUACCUCAGGGAUCCCAGAGAAGUUUCAUGGCACUGACUUUGACACUGUCUUCUGGAAGUGCGACAUGCAGAAGCUGACCGUGGACGAGCUGAAGCGGCUGCUGUACGACACCUUCUGUGAGCACCUGUCCAUGAAGGACAUCGAGAACAUCAUCAUGACGGAGGAGGAAAGCCACCUGGGCACAGCUGAGGAGUGCCCCGUGGACGUGGAGACCUGCUCCAACCAGCAGAUCCGCCAGACGUGCGUGCGCAAGAGUCUGAUCUGCGCCUUCGCCAUCGCCUUCAUCAUUAGCGUCAUGCUCAUCGCAGCCAACCAGGUGCUGCGCAGCGGCAUGAAGUAG